UUAUUUUUUGGUCAAACAAGAAGCUCUGGCAUCUUUUUCGUUGAAUGCCAGAAUGAACAAUUGAAUUGAUAAUCAAAAUCAAAUGGCUCUUUUAUUGAGAUAUACAGUCUUUAUACCCCCGAAACCGAACUCGAAAUCUGUAAGAAUGUCUCAAAGCAUUACAAGUUCAUUGCCGUCUUCAGAGAAGAGAAAACUACCCAUAUUGCUGUUCGAUGUCAUGGACACAAUUGUUCGGGAUCCUUUCUACCAGGAUGUACCAGCUUUUUUUCAGAAUGCCUAUGAAAGAACUAAUAGAAUGCAAGCACCCAACUGCAUGGAUUGAUUUUGAAUUAGGGCUGAUUAAUGAGACAGACCUAGCUAGAAAGUUUUUCAAAGAUGGAAGAACUUUUGAUUUGGAAGGCCUUAAAGAAUGCAUGAGAAGAGGAUAUUCCUACACAGACGGUGUUGAAACAUUACUUCGUAGGUUGAAGCAAAACAACUAUGAAAUGCAUGCUUUUACAAACUAUCCUUCCUGGUACACAAUUAUUGAAGACAAGUUAAAGAUCUCAAAAUAUUUAUCUUGGACCUUCUGUUCGUGCAUAAUAGGGAAACGGAAGCCUGCAGUUGAUUCUUACUUGGAAGUACUGAGGCGUCUCAAAGUAGAGCCAUCAAACUGUAUUUUCAUUGAUGACAGAAUGCUAAAUGUUGAGGCAGCGAUGAAUGCUGGGAUUGUUGGUCUACAUUUCAAGGAUGCAGCUUCACUUGAACAAGAUCUCUCUUCACUGGGAAUUGAGACCAGUUUAUCAACAGAUGACUACAAAGAUGAGGAUCUUCCCAACCUCACAUGAAAUUUUGUCUUAAUUUGUCCGUCACCACAUGAUCUGUAAAGCUAUCCCAAAAUUUUGAUUUUGAUAUAUUCUUCAUGCUUGAGUGAUUAUAAUUCUUGGUUAAACACUUAAUAUAUAAUGUAUUUUACAUCUCA
This is a messenger RNA of Nelumbo nucifera (sacred lotus), 961 nucleotides long. Lineage: Eukaryota; Viridiplantae; Streptophyta; Magnoliopsida; Proteales; Nelumbonaceae. The record is from RefSeq and is a predicted model, not a curated record.